This is a messenger RNA of Lampris incognitus (smalleye Pacific opah), 1502 nucleotides long. It is a transcript of the gene adcyap1r1b, whose product is annotated as adenylate cyclase activating polypeptide 1b (pituitary) receptor type I. Lineage: Eukaryota; Metazoa; Chordata; Actinopteri; Lampriformes; Lampridae. Gene Ontology annotation, cellular component: plasma membrane; neuron projection. The coding region runs from base 1 to 1377 and encodes 458 amino acids. The record is from RefSeq and is a predicted model, not a curated record. Gene Ontology annotation, molecular function: G protein-coupled peptide receptor activity; vasoactive intestinal polypeptide receptor activity; peptide hormone binding. The transcript is spliced from 14 exons. Gene Ontology annotation, biological process: adenylate cyclase-modulating G protein-coupled receptor signaling pathway; cell surface receptor signaling pathway.
AUGGAGAAGCAGCAGGCUGAUCUGUACCACCUGUACAUGACCAAGCUGACUAAGAAGGCAGACAAGGUCUGCAUGGAUCCCAAGGUUUCAGGCCAGCACUCUGGGCACUCGGACUGUGUCAUCAAAAGAGAACAGGAGAAAUGCAUGGAAAAGAUCACAUCAGACGAUCCAGGAAAUGAUCCAGAAUUUGGGUGCCCGUGGAUGUGGGACAACCUGACAUGCUGGCAGCCUGCCAGGGUGGGUGAAGUGGUGGAGGUCAACUGCCCUGAACUAUUCUCCGAGUUUAUGAGCGAGGAGGACUAUGAGCUGGGGAAGGUGAGCCGUAAUUGCACAGAGGUUGGCUGGUCAGACAUCUUCCCCCACUAUGUAGAUGCCUGCCUUUUUGAUGAUGGCAACAGCAGUCAUCCGGACAUGUACUAUGUGUCAGUGAAGGCUCUGUACACGGUGGGCUACAGCACCUCUCUGGUCUCCCUCACCACGGCCAUGGUCAUCCUCUGCAGGUUCAGGAAACUGCACUGCACCAGGAACUUCAUCCACAUGAACCUGUUUGUGUCGUUUAUCCUGAGAGCCAUCUCUGUCUUCAUCAAGGACGGCGUUCUUUAUGCCAAGGAGGACAGCGACCACUGCUUCAUACACACGGUGGAGUGUAGGGCUGUGAUGGUGUUCUUCCAUUAUUGCGUCCUUUCCAACUACUUCUGGCUGUUUAUUGAGGGUCUGUAUCUGUUCACCUUACUGGUGGAGACCUUCUUCCCUGAGAGGAGAUAUUUCUACUGGUAUAUCAUCAUUGGCUGGGGGACCCCCACAGUCUGUGUGACCGUAUGGGCUGUACUGAGGCUGCACUUUGAUGACAUAGGGUGUUGGGAUAUGAAUGACAAUGCGGCCAUCUGGUGGGUGAUAAAGGGACCUGUGCUGGCAUCAAUCAUGAUCAAUUUUGUCCUCUUCAUUGGCAUCAUCGUCAUCCUUGUCCAGAAGCUGCAGUCACCAGACAUCGGUGGAAACGAGUCCAGUAUUUACCUGAGGCUGGCCCGUUCCACUCUGCUGCUGAUUCCUCUGUUUGGGAUCCACUACACUGUGUUUGCUUUCUCCCCUGAGAAUGUCAGCAAAAGGGAGCGUCUGGUGUUUGAGCUGGGCCUUGGUUCCUUCCAGGGCUUUGUUGUGGCUGUCCUCUACUGCUUCCUUAAUGGAGAGGUGCAAUCGGAGAUCAAGAGGAAAUGGCGCAGCUGGACGGUGAACAGGUACUUUGCUGUGGACCUGAAGCACCGGCACCCUUCGUUGGCGAGCAGUGGGGUGAAUGGGGGAACGCAGCUGUCCAUCCUCAGCAAGAGCAGCUCUCAGAUCCGCAUGUCCAGCCUGCAGGCAGAGAUCCCAGCCACCUGAACAACAGCCAGGAAGAAGCCACGGCCGGUAACAGCGCUGCCUUCGCAACUGGAUCCGACACUACCGACACCACUACUAAGCCCAUUCACACCUCAUUACCUAUGACCAGCCUCACCAACCCAUUU